GCGGGAGAAGCGCUGAUUCGGCUCCGGACGGACAGGAGAGCGGCUCAUACUAGACUAAACUUUACCGAAAGUUCGCGGAAGAUUGACGAACAUUAAGCGUUUUUGUGUGUCACGCAAAUCUCUGGCUGUCAGAAUUAGUUUUUAAGCUGUUUUAUGUUAUUAGCUCUGAAAACAGAACUGAGUUCACUCCUGACUGAAUCACAACAGUAGCGCGGGUAAUUGUGGGAAAUGUAGUUUUCGUUCCGCACUGCGCCUAGUAGCCCAUUCCCGCCACAAAAGAAAAAAGUCUGUUAAAAAGUCGAAAUUAUUAUUAUUUAUUUUUAAAAUAAUAUAUUAAUAAUCUUUAUAAAAAUAUUAUUAUUAUCUGCUAAAGUUGAAAUUAUUACAUUCUAAACCAGCAUUAUGACAUGCUGUGUCAUAAUUAUGAGAUUUUAAGGUUCCUGUAGUUACGAGAUUCUAGCUUGUAAAAAGUGUUCACGUCCUCGUAGAGCUCGUAAUUACAGCUUGUAAGCUGGGAGUUUUCUGAAUGCUCCCAGAUGUACCACGUGGCCGCUGUACCACCUGACCUCUGUAGAUUCAUUUAGGGUUGAUAGUGGUGCCAUGGAAAUGCAUAAUUCCCAGUCCAAGGAUGUGAACAACUCCGAAUAUAAUGUCAUGUGUUGUCAUCUCAAGAUUCCAGUAGCUUAAAUACGAGGUGGCGUGAACGCAGCAUUAUUCGAAAUCGAAAAUAUUCGAAAUCGAAAUUAUCACACAUAAAUCAAAAUUAAAUUUAUUUCAUGUCAUAAUUUCGACAUUUUAAUAUCAAAUGAUUUACAAAAGCAUGAUUUUUUUUUUCCCCUUAUAUGGCGGAAAUGGGCUUCCAUAGAAAUGCAGCUAAUGACUAGAAUUAUCUCUGAGUCAGUCAGUCGCUAAAUAUGACUAAGUGGAAAAACUUACAGGUAUGAUUUUUCCAUAUAGGCCUACUAAUAUAAUUACAAUUUAAUUUUACUUAUACUAUAAUAUCAAACUUUUGUAAUUACAAAUAAUCCAUAAUUAAUAACUUCUACAUGCUUGCUAAUAUCAGUGCCGUGUUUGCGCGUGAAAUGAAAGGUUUGAGGUUCUGUAAACCAUUUAAGUAGUUUAGUAGCGCAGGUGUAAAAACUACAUUUCCCAGAGUUCCCCCGAGCGCCAGCGUCGGCUGGUUUCCGCGCAUGCGCACAGGGAGCUGCGCUGGCGAUGAAGAUGGUAGCAUAAACUGAAGUCGACCCAGAAGGAGAAGAUCCGUCAGGUCCUGUCCUUCAGUCGGGCCGCAGAGAGAACCGCUCUGUACUGCCUGACCCACAAUGACUGGAGACUAGACACGGCCCCGGAUAACUACUUCCAGAGCUCCGAUCUCUUCCACAGAGACUCCAUGAAAGCAGCAGUGGACCGCAAGAAGCUGGAUCAGCUGUACAAGCGCUAUAAAGAUCCACACGACGAGAAUAAGAUCGGCAUCGAUGGAAUCCAGCAGUUCUGCGACGACCUCAUGCUGGAUCCCGCCAGCGUCGGCGUCCUGAUCGUGGCGUGGAAGUUCAGAGCGGCGACGCAGUGCGAGUUCAGCCGCAAAGAGUUCCUGGACGGCAUGUCUGAUCUGGGAUGCGACAGUCCAGAGAAGCUGAAGAGUCUUUUACCUAGACUAGAGCAGGAGCUGAAGGAUUCUGGGAAGUUCAAAGACUUCUAUCAGUUCACGUUUACCUUCGCCAAGAACCCUGGUCAGAAGGCUUUAGAUCUGGAGAUGGCCGUGGCCUACUGGAAUCUCAUUCUGACCGGCCGCUUUAAGUUUCUUGACCUCUGGAACACUUUCCUCCUGGAGCAUCAUAAAAAAUCCAUCUCUAAAGACACGUGGAACCUGCUGCUGGACUUCGGAAACGUGAUUGCUGACGACAUGUCGAACUACGACGAGGAGGGUGCGUGGCCGGUGCUCAUCGAUGACUUUGUGGAGUUCGCCCGGCCGAUCGUGACGGCAGAAAAUCACAAGACUCUAUAAUGAGCGCUGACAGGGAGGACGAGCCUCUCCAGACUGACUUUUUAAAUAAAAAACAACAAUAAAAGAAUUUAAAAAUAUAUAUUCAUCUUUAACUGCAGAGAGAGCUUUGACACUGCACUGAUGAACACCUGAGAUCUGUCUGGACACGAGUGUUUUCCCAUCAGUCAACAGUCUCAUGAUGGCCAUCAUAUACAUGCAUGUCUGCUUGUUUAGUCAUUUAUACGGAGUAUUAAGUAAGGAAGCUUGUUUCCACCACAGAAUACAAAAAUACAUAAAUGUGAAUUUUUUUUCUCGCAAUUGCGAGUUUAUUUCUCGGAAUUCUGACUAUUCUCUUGGAAUUGUAGGUUUUUUUGUCGCAGAUUCUGACUUUUCUGACAAUUCUGACUUUUCUCAGAAUUGCAAGUUUAUUUCCCAGAAUUCUGACUUUUUUCCUUACAAUUUUGACUUUUUAUUGCAAAUUCUGACAUUUUCUCAGAAUUGCAAGUUUAUUUCUCACAAUUCUGACUUUUUUCUCGGAAUUUCAAGUUUAUUUCUCGGAAUUCUGACUUUUUUUCUCAGAAUUGCAAAUUUAUUUCUCAGAAUUCCAACUAUUUUCUUGAAAUUGUACGUUUUUUUGUCGCAGAUUCUUACUUUUUCCUCACAAUUCUGAUUUUUUUUCUCACAAUUCUGACUAGUUCUCAGAAUUUUUACUUUUUAUUGCAAAUUCUGACUUUUUUCUUAGAAUUGCAAGUUUAUUUCCCAGAAUUCUGACUUUUUUCCUUACAAUUUUUAAUUUUUAUUGCAAAUUCUGACAUUUUUCUCAGAAUUGCAAGUUUAUUUCUUGUAAUUCUGACUUUCCUCACAAUUCUGACAUUUUUCUCAUAAUUCUGACUUUUGUCGCUUUGGCGAUUAUAACUAGCACUUGUAAAUUUAAAUUCCAAACUGCAAAAAAGAUGAAAAAAUAAAUCUGAAUUUUUAGUCGCAAUUAAAUUUUUUUUUUUUAUUCCGUGGCAGAAACAAGCUUCCAUAAUUUAGCUGUGCAGAACUUCACUUAGAGGAAAAGGAAAUAAGCUUCAUUUAGUCACGUGACGUCGACAGUCAAACGUGUUUGGUUUUGAGGUUUUUUUCACUGUUUGAGUUCCGCUCACAUCACCAGAAGUCAGAAUAUCUGUAGAAAUAUCUCAACAUACAAGACGAGAAAUGAAGCAUCUGAACUGAGGAGUGUCAUUAUCAUUCGAUCGCUGGAGAACUUCAUUCUCAAGAGUUUCUGAGUGAAUAUGGCCAUCGAGACUCAUGAAUGAAAUAAUGAGAAUAAGAGCCAUCAUUCAAUCACUAACAAACGCUGAUAAGAUCCCGUUUGUUCACAUUGUUUGAUUUGUUUACAGGCGUCUGUGAUAUUAAAUCGGCAAACGAACACCUCAGCGUUUGCACUCUUCGUCUGGACGAGUUUCUAUGCUGUCAAAGUUUUUAACACUGUUUUUAUUGUUUAGUUUCUCUGUACGUGUGUGACAUUCAUCACAUGUGCUUCAGUUCAGCUCAUCACAUCAGUGUUACUCUGCAUGUAAAUAAAGAUUAUUUAACAAAACUGUCA
Molecule: messenger RNA, 3575 nt
Organism: Ctenopharyngodon idella (grass carp)
Lineage: Eukaryota; Metazoa; Chordata; Actinopteri; Cypriniformes; Xenocyprididae
Gene: dcun1d2b
Product: DCN1, defective in cullin neddylation 1, domain containing 2b
Exons: 7
Coding region: 1391-2005 (204 amino acids)
Biological process (GO): positive regulation of ubiquitin-protein transferase activity; protein neddylation
Cellular component (GO): ubiquitin ligase complex
Molecular function (GO): ubiquitin-like protein binding; ubiquitin conjugating enzyme binding; cullin family protein binding
Source: RefSeq, a predicted model, not a curated record